Messenger RNA from Chlamydomonas reinhardtii, 2234 nucleotides. RefSeq lists its product as uncharacterized. NCBI's taxonomy places the organism in Eukaryota, Viridiplantae, Chlorophyta, Chlorophyceae, Chlamydomonadales, Chlamydomonadaceae. The record is from RefSeq and is a predicted model, not a curated record. The transcript is spliced from 5 exons. Bases 392 to 1558 code for a protein of 388 amino acids.
GUCACCGGCGUGCGCUUCGAUGUGCUGUAACACAGGUCGCGGCGUAGCUACUCUUAAGGCCUCAACCAAAGGGCCUUUGCGGCGUUUCACGGUUAUGUUCGAAGUCGGCACUAGCAGUCUGAACCAAAGUCGGCACUAACAGUCUGAACCAAACGACUUUGGUUCAGACUUGGGCUCCGACUUUGGUUCAGAUUGUUAGUACCGACUUCGAACAUAACCGUGAAACGCCGCAAAGGCCCUUUGGUUGAGGCCUUAAGAGUAGCUACGCCGCGACCUGUGUUACAGCACAUCGAAGCGCACGCCGGUGACUGGAUCGUGACAAAAUUUCGGGCGCUGUAUUCGGGCGACAAGUCGCUCGCCUUCUUCAAAGAGAAUCGGCAGGCGGUUGUCAAUGGCCUCAUUGUACUCGGAGGCGGGGCCCCCCAAGGGCAGGCGGUGGCUGCGCGUGAGCGGCCUGCCCCACGGACUGCCCGAGGGGCUGCAGCGGGACCUUGUGCAGCACCUCUUGAGUACCCCAGUGGAGGAGAUUAAGCGGAACGUGUUCUCGUACCAGUUCUCCCAGCCGGUGCUGCAGAGUGGACAAGUGCUGGUGAAGGUGGGCGACACCGCGCGCCUGCCAUCGGCCGACGACGCGGUCGCGGUGGGACUGGGCAGGUGGGGGCGCCAGGUGAUCUUCCAGCGGGAGGACAUCAACCGGUACCUCGCGCACGCGGCCGGGGGGGUCCAGGUGCGCCGGGUACGCCACCCGCCACCUGCUCCGGCUGCCGCCCGGGCGGCGGCCGCGGCGGCUUCGGACGCGGCGGCCACGGCGGCCGCGACUGCGGCUGCGGCUGCGUCCGUGAUGGCGGCCGCGGAGGCGGAGGCCGCGGCUGCGGCGGUCGCCGCGGCGGUUGCAGCGGGCGCGGACGCCGCCGCUGUGGAGGUGCUGGAGGCGGCGGCGGCGGCGGCGGCAGCGGCGGCGGCUGCAGACGCGGCGGCGGCGGCGGCGGCGGCUGCCGCAGAGGCUGUGGGCGUAGGCGUGGGCGUGGCGGUGGUGGCCGUGGUCAGCUGGGGCACCAACACCGCCACGCGCGCGCCCGUGCAGCCCGCCUACAGCUCCAAGCAGCUGGGGGCAUCCGCCCAGGCUGCGCUGCCGCCCAACGCCCGCGCGCGGCGGCUGCACACCGGCGGCGCGUUUGAGCUGACUGUGGAGGGCCGCCGCCGCCACAUCCCCGCGCUGCUGGGCUCGGGACUGGUGCAGCCGGGCGCCGUGCUACAGAUGCGCGAACGGCAGGCGGCGGACAUCAACGUAACGGUGGCGCAGGACGACAUCGCGUGGUCGAUUCGCGCGGGCGCCAACUGGCUGAACAAGGAGCUGAAAGAACGGCUCGUUCAAGCGCCUGGGGUCAGGGGGGAGCAGGCUGCAGAGGAGCGGCUCCUCACUGGCGUCACUGGGUUGCAGGCGCCCGGGCGGCGGGACCUGUGUGACGACUGCCGGGAGCUAUCUGAAUAUGGCAUUGCAGCGAGCGGGACCUGCGGCAGCGCAACGCUGCGCCUGGUUGAGCGGCAAAGCAUCUGAGUGACGGUGUCGGCUCCUCGGCUCAGCAUGAGCCAUACUGCUACGAUAUGCAAGUCGGUAACGGGGAACAGCGGCCACGCGCUGUUAAUGUGGAGCGGAGCAGCUGGAGACAGUUGGGGCCCAGUGCUGACCGUGCCAUACGUGUUACCAUGACCUGGGGUUUGCAUGUCUUGUGCCGGAUGGAUGCUGGACGCUGAGCUUGGGGUGGUGGUCUGUGGCAGAGUCAGAAAGCAGCAUCAGCGGUAUUGUCGCACGUUUCAAUGAAGAACUACCGUAUAGUCUAUGGCAGAGCUGGGUUGUAACCGUGGCCGCAAUGUGGAAAGCUGCGUGGGCAGAACGCAAGUCCGGGGACAAGGGCUGUAGGGUUCGUGCGUGGGGUUCGUGGGGCGUGGCAGGAUGUGCAGCAGCGCCGGGACAUAGAAGCAUUGCGAUUUGCAUUGCACUGUGCAACACAUGCGCCUGCGCCACGUUAAGUACGGUUCUCAUCGUAGGCAGAGGUUCGGUGACGCCUGAACGCACUGAUUGCGGUGUUCCCCCGAAGCAUGGGCUGAGCCGUACACCCGACUCCAGUGUUUAAGAUACUAGAUACUAGGUCCCACCGUGUAGUUGUUUACAGACACGAUGGAUAUAUAUGACGCGGUAGCACCCGCAGUGGGCGCGGUGCUUUUUAAUCCGA